AUGGAGGAAAUCGAAGAUGAUGUUCGCCAGGACAGGUCAAUUGUACAGGUUGUGAUUGACUACCUACUUCUCCCUCUUCGUAUCGCGACAUCGCCCGCUCUGCUACGAACCUACCUCCGCACCGCCCUUUUCUUCAUCGCAUCCACCAUCCUCUUCGGCUUUGCCGUCGUAGCCUACUCCUCCUUCUACUACGCCUACAUCCCCGUCCGCGGCAUCGUCGUACCCGUCUAUCUCCAAUACGACCACGCUCCCCACUCUCUCCACGCACCCACACAAGUCAGCAGCGUUGUGCCAACCGUCAAACCAGCAGCAGCAAAAUGGCCCUACGGCCUCGCCAACAUCCCCGGACUAGUCGCCCGCCAAAAAUACGACGUAGUCGUUGAACUCGACCUACCUAGAAGCGAAACCAAUCUUCGCGCUGGGAAUUGGAUGGUCGGACUCGAAUUCCGCGGCCCUACGACACGCGGGCAGGGUGUAAAACAUAUGCUAGGCUGGGAUGAGGAGUGGAAUGUUGAAGAUCACAGUCAAGGCGGUGUGCCGGGGACUACGGCUGAGAAGAAUGUUGUUGUAGACGAUACUACUACUACGACGACGACGACAACUCAGACUCCGACGGUGCUUGCAAGGAGUAAGAGACCGGCGAUAUUAACGUACCGGAGUCGUGUGCUCGAAAUGAUGUAUCGCCUCAUGCGUCUUCCGUUGUAUUUGCUGGGGUGGCACAAGGAAUCUGAACACGUGAGGAUUAAAAUGAUGGAAUCCGUCAUGUUUGAGUCUGGAUACCGUAAUAUCCCUUCUAGUUUGCGUCUGGAGCUUCGCUCGAAACUUCCCCUAGAGGUCUAUCGUGCUAGUGUGCACAUGACCGCGCGGCUCGAGGGGAUACGGUGGCUCAUGUAUCGGUACCGGAUCCUCGCUGCUGCACUUGGAAUUCUGGGGUUUUGGGGGGUGGAAAUGGGGGUGCUGCUGUUUACGUGGGGGGCGUUUACGCUGCUUACCUCUUCGCUUUCAUCUUCCUCGCGUGAUGGAGAUGGGGAUGGGGAUGGGGAGGAAGGUAAGAAGGAAGAGAGGAGGAAAGUUGAGGCAGGGGAAACGGAUCCAGGGACGCCGUUUAGUGAGACUAGUCGUGUUUUUCCCACGUUGCCGUCGCAGUAUCCACUUUCGUAUAGUUCGUCGGGUGGUGGCGGUGGUGUUAAGCGGGAAGAUGGUGAGGUAUCGUUGAAGGAUAUUCCUGUCAAAGAAGAGGCCGAGGCGGAUGAUGAGGAUGAGGAUUUUCUACUUGAAGUACCGCUUCCGGUGGGCGUGGAGAGGGAGGCGGUAUUUACGGAUUCUGGGUUAGGUACGGGGUUGGAGAGUGGGAUUGAGAGGGGGAGUGCAAGAAGGAGGGGGGUAAAAGGGGAGUAG
This is a messenger RNA of Bipolaris oryzae ATCC 44560, 1398 nucleotides long. RefSeq lists its product as uncharacterized. Gene Ontology annotation, biological process: lipid droplet organization; lipid storage. The transcript is spliced from 2 exons. Gene Ontology annotation, cellular component: endoplasmic reticulum membrane. Bases 1 to 1398 code for a protein of 465 amino acids. The record is from RefSeq and is a predicted model, not a curated record. NCBI's taxonomy places the organism in Eukaryota, Fungi, Ascomycota, Dothideomycetes, Pleosporales, Pleosporaceae.